AUGGCUGAAGCUACUACAAAUGGUGAUGGGAAUGAUGGGGGUGAUGGGGUUGGUGCUGGUGGUGGGGAUGGUGGGGGCGGUGUUGGAGGUCACGCUGAUGCGGGGCAGACAAGAGAAGGCAUGCACACAAGCAGAGAAGAGAAAGCAGACCAGGCAAGCACAGUAGAUCUGGCAGAGCAGGCACAAGAGCAGCAGCAGGAAGGAGUGGAGUGCGGAAAGAGAAGGCCAGCAGAAGGUGAAGGCAAGGAGACGGAAAAGCCAUGGCAAGCGGGCAGAGUGAAGGGUGACUAUACUGAGAGGGUGAGGGUGGUUCAAGUGGGGAUGAAACUGAUCCUGCUGCUGCUCCUUCCGUUCCCAUCGCAACUCCUGGAUAAGCACAUUAUGCUACAGUCACCACCACUGCAACGACACGUCUCUCCACUGCUGGCUCCUCCCGUUACAGUCACAAAUUCUGGGACUGUGAGUGAUUAUAAGCACACAGCAGUGAUAUCUGCUUCUUCUUCUGCUGGGCUGCUGUUAGACGUCCUGUGCUCCCUCUUACAGGCCACUGCUACACAAGCCCGCCGCAUUCUCGAGUCGACUCAAAAGUCACAGGCCACAGCUAUGCAAGGCCACCGCAUGACUCAUGCAUAUAGCAUGCAGACUCGAGCAGUGGCAGGGGGAUUGAACCGUCGUGAAGCUUCUUGUAAAGGGGACAUCGGGGGGGUUCUGACGAGAGGGCUCGAGGAUCCUUGUGGGGAGGAGAGGAAGGGUUUGAGGCGUUUCAAAAGGGUUGAUACGUCUCAAAGGGAGGUGGGGGAAGGGCACUGGAGUGCGUGUGGUGUGAUAGAAGUGCUGGGGCUGCUGUGUGGUUGGGCUGUUGGGAAAGGGACGGAGGAGGAGAGUGGUUUGAGUGGAGAGGGGAGGAGUGGAAGUAGAGGGAGUGAGUGUGGGAGGAAGGAGGGCGAGGAGGAGCAGGGAGAGCGGCAGAGGGUAAACCACAAAGAGCAGAGUUUGAUGCUGGAGCAGGGGAAUGGAAUUGUGCAGGAUACAGCAGGAAGGGUGAGAGCAGGAGGAGGGGUACCAGCAGGAGCUCAGGUGGAAGGGAUGGAUGUGGAGGGCAGAAGCGAUGAAAAAAAUCUAGGUGCGGUUGGAGGAGCACAGGCUCUGCUCCUGCACUGCUGCCAGCAGUGUGUCCUACUCAGCAUCGCGCUCGCUGAGCUGGCGGAUAAGGCUGCUGAUGUUGGUCGGCGGGAUGCUGACGUGUCAGCAAGCGGGUUUGAUUCGCUGUCUGAUGCUGAUGUGGCGGGAAGUUGCUGCGAUGGUGGUGAUGACAAUGACAAAGACAAAGUAGAGGAAGAGGAGGAGGAUGCUUAUGAUGAUGUUUUUGGAUGGGAAGCUCCUUGGAAGGAGUGUGUGGGAAGCAGCAUCAUCACAGAGGCAGGAGAAAUGGAUGGUUUGCUGUCAGGGAGAGGGUGUGACAGCAUGGGAGGGGGGUGGGGUGGUGUGUGUCAUGCCUUGGCAGCAGCAGCUGAGAUGCUGAGAGGAAUCGUGGAGUGA
Molecule: messenger RNA, 1539 nt
Organism: Closterium sp. Naga37s-1
Lineage: Eukaryota; Viridiplantae; Streptophyta; Zygnematophyceae; Desmidiales; Closteriaceae
Source: the annotation of a GenBank genome assembly